AUGGACGCAAUGCACGACGAUUCGGUCCCAGACCACCUGCUCUCCCCGAACCGCCAACUUGCCAUAUCACGCUCGUCUCCAGCAGUUCCUGUAUCCGCCAGCGAUCACGGCCCUGGCCAUGCCAUUCACACGCAGCUCGACUCCACGUACACGACGGCCGCUGAUGCCCGACCACGUUUCCAAGCAGAUGAUGGAGCCCGUGCCGAGCAGCAGUGGUUCCCCGAGGCCUCCUUUCCAUCCUCUUGCCUGACGCUAUUUCGACCGCCGUAUCAUCCCCCAGGCGCCAUCUCUGAACUUCCCAACGAGAUUAUGCUGCACAUCCUCGGCUAUCUGGAUGUCAAUGACCUGUUGUCCACUUCGAGGACCAACCAUCGCCUGCGUCACCUGUCCCUCUCGCCAAUUCUUCAUCAUUAUCGGCUCCGUCACACGCGCGCCAUUCUGCCGCCACUGCUAUCUUCCCCUUCACGCCCUUCGCUGGCGGAGCUCAUCGCCCGCUCCAUCUUUUUGACUCACACGUCGGUCGUCUCGCGCCGGCUGGCCCGUUCGUUGGUCUCCAUCCGCCUGUCCCGGCGCCUUGCUACUCGGCCGUCGGCCGAGGCCCUCGUCGAGCGGGCUGUCCUCCCACCCGAAUGCGUCCCCGGCAUGAGCAUGGUGCAAGUCGCACCCGCCCUAGUCGCCAAGCGGCGGGCCAUCGAGAAAGAGAAGGUCAAGGACGGGUUGAGGAAGUGGGUGGAGGGCGUGUGGAAGGGCGAGGUACGCCAGCGAGAGGAGGGCAUCAAGAAGUGGGAGGAGACCAAGGGUGUUGGAAGGGUUUGGCGGCUCAGGCGUUUCUGGGAGCGAGUGUCGAGAGGAGACGGCGCCGGCCUCCGGUAG
Messenger RNA from Colletotrichum spaethianum, 873 nucleotides. RefSeq lists its product as uncharacterized. Bases 1 to 873 code for a protein of 290 amino acids. The transcript is spliced from 2 exons. NCBI's taxonomy places the organism in Eukaryota, Fungi, Ascomycota, Sordariomycetes, Glomerellales, Glomerellaceae. The record is from RefSeq and is a predicted model, not a curated record. Gene Ontology annotation, molecular function: protein binding.